Messenger RNA from Amoebophrya sp. A25, 2421 nucleotides. The record is from the annotation of a GenBank genome assembly. NCBI's taxonomy places the organism in Eukaryota, Dinophyceae, Syndiniales, Amoebophryaceae.
CAGUGAACACUACCUCCACUUUUUGAAGUUUUUUUUUUUGAAUUUUAGAAUCACUCACCUUUUUUUUACCUAGUAUAAGAUCCUCGUACACGGCCAUCUUGGCUCCCUACGCACGACUUCAACUAACACUUGGUGUCAGAAAAUAAUGCCCUCGAGCGCUAACUCCGCCACUACAGCUAUGGAUUCUUUUGCUACGUUGUCUGCCAAUGCUGGGCAAAUGGCGACGACGAUGUGGGCUAAAGUCGCAGAGGCACUGGGCACUGCGAACAGCAGUUUGAAAGUGCAAUACCAAGGCUUCCAGAGGGCUUAUCCAGAAAGCGGUCUUCCCGCGUGGGAAGUAACGCAGGUACUGGCUGCGACGACGGUGAGUGUGUCGACCUUGCUUUUUCUCUCGUGUCGCUCUGGUGCUAAGGCAGCCCACAGUGCUUCUGGAAACAAAUCGAAAAAUGCGAAUAAAAAGAAGAACAAAGCUCUUGGUACUGGAGGAGGUUCUGCUACUGGAGGAUCUUCGACGGGUCAGUCGAAUACGAGCACCACCUCAAAGAAAACUACUCCUCAACAAGCUGAGACAACUAACCUCCAAUCUACUUCUCCGGAAAAAGCUCCUGCUGCCGCUGGGAAUGGACACGUGGUUACAAGUGUGAAGGAGGAAGCGACCGUACCAAAGGCGGCUGUGAAGUCGAAUUUAGGAUUCUUGUGGAUCAUGUUGUUUCAUACAGAUACAUAAUAGAGACAGCAGCAACAAUCCUCGAAAUUCCACUCCUAUCAGUUCUAUCAUAGUGAGAGAUUCAAUGAUUGAACUCCAUCGCGAUUGUAAGUACUUCUUUCUAUUCCACUUUGUUUCAGCAUCAUCGCGUUAUGUUCACCUUUCAUACCUCGUCAAAACCGCGUCUCCUGCCUACGCAGAGACAGCGUUGAAUGUCCACCUUUCAUACCAAGCCAAAGCGCCUGUGGCAGCAGUCGCAAAGACGGUGUUGAACACGCCUGUGAAGCAACUGAUCAAGCUGAAGAAGCAAGAACUAGCCGAACUGCGACAGAAGGAGACGCUGAAUAACCGAGAACGCCGAUUGCUCAAAAAACUGGAGCCUGAAAUUGAAGCUUUGUUAUGAUGAAGUGUGAUUGCUUAGUAGUUGCUAGAUUGGUAGAUGAGCCUGAAGUUGAAGCUUUAUUAUGAUGAAGUGUGAUUGCUUAGUAGAAGUUGCCGUGUCUGUACUCGGGUCACAACUGCACCAGGCAGCUACUCGUAGCUGCUACGUGGUUGGAAUGAGUGAAUGACGAACAUGAAGUGUGUAUGUGCUUCAAAAUUAGGAAUUGCUUGGUAUUGCGUUGAAAAACGGUUCUUGUUCUGGUCAGAGUGAAUUACCGGCACAUGAAUCACUGAUCAAUGUCUAAUCCACGCCGCAUGCGAAGUGAACAAGCAAGGGAUGUGCAAGUUCCCUGAAAAAUUCCUUCCCGCCACCGCUGAGCAAGACGGGGGCUCUGGAUCGAAAAAGAAGGCGGAUGACAGUGAAGACGACGAGAGUCCCAAAAAAAGGACGACCGCCAAUGGCACCACUAAACAAGCCAAUGGAAACGACGGCAAUAAGAAGGCAUCCAACAAGAAUGCCACCGCCAAUGGAGAUGCUGGAGGUGGUCCGAUGAAUGCAAGAGUGAUCGACUUGCAGCGACAACAUGGUAUCUCCAUGGAGAUGGCUGCGAAUGCCAUGAUCGCGCAGUCCUUGGCCGCUGACACGUCUCCCGAUGCUGGAGCAGAGUUUUUAUGGCUUAAGCUUGAUUUGGUUUAGAUUUUUACUACUACAUUGGCUGUUUCUGACUCCGUCAGUCUACUUUUGGAACACCUGAAUAGUCGCUGAGGGUUCUAUCGUAAGAACCUAAGUUACUGCAGCCUCUAAUAAAAACCGAAGUAGCUGGAUCGAAAAAGAAGAAAAAAAAAGUUGACGAUGGCUGGGAAACGGUUCAGAGGAAGGGGAAGAAGUAGGGUGCUGUCACUGUGACGCUGGAUAGCUAAAUUGUAGAUGGAGGUACAGAAACCGAAAUGAUGUCAAGAAAAGGUCUAGUUCGAAGAAAUUUGGAUCGUCAGAGCCGAUAUGUUGAUUUUUACUACUGUAACCCAAUUUUUUCGCACCCCGAUAGCACCAGACGUCUAUCAAAAAUAGCUGCACUGCUGCAUACCAGUGCAUGAUAGAUUUUCCAUCUGUUUGUUUCCUCAUCCCUGCAGGAAAUUCUCAAAGUGUCCUCACGCCACCCCACAUCGAUAUUCACAGGCGUUACGAAUGAAUUGCAUGAUACACUGUGACCGUAACGGUUCACAUUUUGUGAUAUGUUUUUUAUCGUAUCUAUAAAGACUGCAAAGACUUUCAGUCUCAUACAGGAAACUAUCUGCUCUGCAGAGAUCAAGAGUAUGUCAAAACCGUUGUGCGC